Messenger RNA from Ziziphus jujuba (common jujube), 1503 nucleotides. RefSeq names its product disease resistance-like protein DSC1. The transcript is spliced from 4 exons. NCBI's taxonomy places the organism in Eukaryota, Viridiplantae, Streptophyta, Magnoliopsida, Rosales, Rhamnaceae. The record is from RefSeq and is a predicted model, not a curated record. The coding region runs from base 1 to 1503 and encodes 500 amino acids. Gene Ontology annotation, biological process: defense response. Gene Ontology annotation, molecular function: ADP binding.
AUGGAUGUUUGCAUCAUAGGUAUUUGGGGCAUUGGAGGUAUUGGCAAGACCACCCUUGCUAGCAUUAUGUUUCAAAAAUAUGCAUACUCUCAUUUCGAUGAUCAUUGCUUUCUUAAGGAUAUUCUGGAAGGAGCUGAUGCAUAUCAUUUGAGAAAUGAACUUCUUUCUCAGUUAGUAAUGAUAAAAAUGUUAGUCAUUGUUACAACAAGAGACGUGCAACUGCUUAGGAAAGUAGGCGCUAAAACUUUCGAGUUGAAGGGGUUAUCUGACUUUGAUGCUCUCAAGCUCUUCUGUUUCCACUCUUUUGGACAACAUUUACCUGCAACAGGUUAUGAGUCUUUAUCAAAAGGAAUUGCAGAUUAUGCCAGGAGCAAUCCAUUAGCUCUUGAAGUCUUGGGUUUUUCCCUUAAUUCCAAAAGCGUUAAAGAAUGGGAAAGUGCAUCGAAUAAACUGAAAACAUAUCUGAAUCCUGACAUUCAAAAUGUGUUGAGAAUAAGUUCAGAUAAAUUAGGUGACAAAGGCAUCCAGGAUAUAUUUGUUGAUACGGCAUGCUUCUCUACUGGUGAAAUGCUUAGGGAAUAUUUAGAAAGCAUACUAAAUUGCACUGAGCAUUUUGAUGCAGCAAAAGGAAUAAGUGCUCUCGUUGAUAAAUCCUUACAAAUUGAAUGGCAAUAUCCUUCAAGAGGAGCAUUUUUGGAAAAGCAUGACUUACUACAACAAAUGGGCCACAGGAUUGUUUGUGAUGAAAAUAAAGAUUUAGGAAUUCGUAAUAGACUCUGGAAAGCUAAGGAUGUCAGCCAGUGGCAAUAUCCUUCAAUAGCAGCUAAGGAUGUCAGACAAUGGCAAUGUCCUUCAAUAGGAGCAUUUUUGGAAAAGCAUGGCUUACCACUACAAACGGGAAAGGGGAUUGUUUGUGAUGAAAACAAAGAUUUAGGAAACCAUAAUAGACUGCGGAAAGCUAAGGAUGUCAGCCAACGGCAAUAUCCUUCAAGAGGAGCAUUUAAAGAAAAGCAUGGCUUACUACCACAAACCAAAGAGUCAGGAAAACGUAAUAGACUGUUGAAAGCUAAGGAUGUCAGCCAAUGGCAAUAUCCUUCAGUAGGAGCAUUUUUGGAAAAGCAUGGCUUACCACUACAAACGGCCCAGGGGAUUGUUUGUGAUGAAAACAAAGAUUUAGGAAAUCGUAAUAGACUGUGGAAAGUUAAUGAUGUCUGCCGUGUGUUGGAAAGAAAUACAGGAACAUCUACAAUUGAAGGCAUAUCAUUGAAUUUGGGAGACCUUGAAAAGGACAUAAAAUUGAGCCCUACAGCAUUCUCAAAGAUGUACAAUCUAAAAUUUCUUAAAAUAAUGCAUUCCAAUGGCGGAGGUUUCCAUAUGGUCAUGAAAGAAUAUUGCAAAACGGCACCUCCUGGGUACAAAAGCAUGCCUGACUCUUUUGAUUGUGGGUGCAAAAGCAUACAUAUUCCUGAUGGGCUUGAGUCUUUUGUUUCUGAGCCAACUUGA